Triplophysa dalaica is the source of this 2905-nucleotide messenger RNA. It is a transcript of the gene slc25a18, whose product is annotated as solute carrier family 25 member 18. Gene Ontology annotation, biological process: aspartate transmembrane transport; malate-aspartate shuttle; L-glutamate transmembrane transport. The record is from RefSeq and is a predicted model, not a curated record. The transcript is spliced from 10 exons. NCBI's taxonomy places the organism in Eukaryota, Metazoa, Chordata, Actinopteri, Cypriniformes, Nemacheilidae. The coding region runs from base 409 to 1389 and encodes 326 amino acids. Gene Ontology annotation, molecular function: L-aspartate transmembrane transporter activity; L-glutamate transmembrane transporter activity.
ACAGAGUUGUAAGUUGUGUAAUGGUGAAAUACGCAGGGUUGCGUGAUAGGGGAUCUCUUUGGGGUGGUUGUGAAAACUCUUAGCGAGGGAAAAUGUGGCAUGGAGGGGGGAAAUAUCGCUUGUCCGUGUUUUUGGCAGCGGAAGGGUAUGAAUAGACCAGGGUUGAAAGAAAGCAGUGCUGAAGGGAAAGGCAUGCUCAGAAUGCCACUAGGCUCCAGUUAAGACAGACAGUGGACGGUGGAGAAGAGAUGAUGUGAUAUGGCUGGAGUAACCAAAGCGUGGCUGUUCUUACAGACAGGGAGGGGGUGAAGGUUCGUACACCUUGCCAGCAGGCUGGCCGGGUCGACCCUGGAAGUCUGUGCUCAAACCUUUGCUGGUGGGAAGAGAAUUGGAGAAAACAGUUAAAGUAUGGCCAAGAUGGCCGAGCAGAAAGUCAGCCUCCCUGCUAAGCUGAUUAAUGGGGGCGUGGCUGGACUAGUGGGCGUGACCUGCGUGUUUCCCAUUGAUCUUGCUAAGACCCGCCUCCAGAAUCAGCAGGGUGCUCGUGUAUAUAGUGGAAUGAGGGACUGUUUGGCGAAGACCAUCAAAAUGGAGGGAUACUUUGGCAUGUAUAGAGGUGCAGCCGUAAAUCUCACUCUGGUCACUCCAGAGAAAGCCAUCAAACUGGCUGCCAAUGACGUCUUCAGGCAAAAGCUCUCCAAAGAUGGAAAAUUACCUCUGUGGGGAGAAGUCCUCGCCGGCUGUGGGGCAGGAACCUGUCAGGUGGUAGUCACCACCCCCAUGGAAAUGCUUAAAAUACAACUUCAGGAUGCUGGGAGGUUGGCUGCACAGCGAACUGUCGCUGCUUCGGCCCCUGCGGCUGGUCCAACCCCCUCACUGGUUGCAUCUCGUACUGCCCCCAAUGUCCCCCCUCGACGUUCAGCGACCCGUAUCACCCUGGAACUUCUUAAAACUCGAGGCCUGAGAGGUCUUUAUAAAGGUGCUGGAGCUACGCUGAUGAGGGACGUCCCCUUCUCGAUGAUCUACUUCCCACUGUUCGCUAACCUCAACACAGUGGGCCGAAGAGAGGAUCGCCAUAGCAACCCCCAGGAGCGGGCCCCCUUCCUGCAGUCUUUCAUGGCUGGAUGCACGGCCGGCUCGGUGGCCGCCGUAGCUGUUACUCCACUGGAUGUUAUAAAGACACGUAUACAGACCCUACAGAAGGGAGAGGGGGAGGACUCGUAUAAAGGAAUCAUUGACUGCACACAGCGCGUUUUAAAACGAGAGGGACCAGCCGCAUUCCUCAAGGGAGCAACGUGUCGAGCAUUGGUUAUCGCUCCUCUCUUCGGCAUUGCCCAGGGCGUAUACUUCCUAGGCAUCGGUGAACAAGUGCUGGGGCUGGUGGGAUAACAGAUGAUGUCACCUCAAUCAUCAAACACACAGUACUGUUUCUACACAGGACAUGCGAACAAGUGAGAAGAUCAGUGAUGUGUAAAGACUUAGAAAGGAGAUUUUGAGAAGUGAAUAAAAAAAGAAUUGAAUGAAAUCCACAUACCCUUCCAAAGGAGGUUUCCGAUACUUUUGAAUAAGAAAGGAGGGUGUGUAAUGCUAACAUAAUAGCCAUUGUCAUUGAACACUAAUCAUUUUAAAGUACCUAAAAGCAGUAACCUAAGGAAAGACAGGGUCCUGUUUUUUAACCUGCAUGAUUAAUGAAAAACAUGAUGAGAAAGUCAUUGUUAGUGAAUGAGUUUGAUAUAUUAAGAUGGAAGAUUUGAAUCAAAAAGAGAAGCAGAAUCAAUGAUUGUACAGGGUCUGAUAUAAACUGUGUAAUCUGGUUGCUAUUUUAAUCCAUUCGUAAAUCUGGGCUUCUGUGCCGAGGCAUUCCUGUGCACAUGUUCCUUUGCGGGACCAAAUCUCAUGUCUUGUAGGCAAAAUAAUGACCAUUGUGGGCUUCAUUUUUUAUUGCUUCUCUAAAUGAUCUUGUUCAUUGCGCAAUAUAUGUAAUCCAACAAAGCCUUAUUCUUGCCAAUGAAUGAAAAUCGUAAAAAGUAAAAAUUAAGAACACAUAUAAAGGACCAGUGGCUUAAUGGUAUUAAAGUUUUGAAACCAUUUUACAAAUACAUACAUAUUAUUUAUAUUCAUUAUAUUAUACAUAUGGAUUCUUUUAAAAUUAAUAUAACCCUACACUUUUUUACUAGGAUAUUCUUUUCUCAUUUUGUAAUCAAAGGCACCAUAAUUCCUUCUAGAAUUAGACUGAAAUGUAUAAAGUAGACAUAAAAAUGCUGAUAACUUGAAAACUGAGACCAAGAUUAAUUGUUACUUCAUACCUGCAAAAUAAAUAAGUUAAAGCGUGGAAAGUAAGUUUGCAUGUUUAUAUUAACACUUCAAAAUAAAGGACCUUUCUAAACAAAAACAAGAUCUCUAAAUAUAAUAAUAGCAGGAGUCAUUACAACCUUGACCUAUCCAGCCUGUUCUUUUUAUGUUUACAAAGGCCUGAACACUACAAGAUUUCAUAUUGAUAUACUAUACUCUGACAUUUUGCACAGCAGCGAGCAGGCCUAAAAAUAUUGACUUGCAAGUCAACUUCAGAUAUUUACGACUCUCCUUAACAGACUAUUUGUUAAAGAGCUUUAUACCUUAAAGAUUGCCUAAACGCAUGACAAAAGUAAUUUGAUUAUGCAAAACAUCUGUUUGUGCACCACAACUGAUGCCGUUUGGAUCCAGUGCGUUUAAAUUACACAAGGAGGCUUUUUGUUUAUAAGGGUUCUUAUCAUUUAUCUCUUUCAAAAUAAGUGUAACGAAACAAGCAAUAUACAUAGUAGUAGGCUAUACAAAGUGUUGUUUUUUGUGUGUGUGCGUUUGUGUUUUUAUGCUUUUCAAUCCUCACAGAAAUGUAUCAAAAUAUAAAUAAAACAUUUUUGAUUUA